AUGGAGACUUCUCCAGGAUCCUCCUCCCAGACUCCAGACCACAGUCAAGUCCUCGGAAACACAGAAGAUGUAGACUAUGGAGAGACAGAUGCUCACAAGCAAGACAGGGAGGCCGGACUCUUUCCUCAAAAACAGUAUAAGAGAGACAAGUCUUCCUCCUCCUCCUCUUCAUCUUCCUCUUCCUCCUCUUCAUCGUCAUCCUCCUCUGCUUCAGAGAGCGGUGAUGAGGACCAGCACCCCAGGAAAACCAGGAAGCAUCGGCGGAGGCGGGGGGCUGGACACUCCCACAGGGGCGGCUCACCGGGUGCCGAGCACGGGAAGCCUGACCUUUUGAAGGACGAGCUUCAACUCUACGGAGGUGCUCCUGGGGAGGUGGUGCCCUCUGGAGAGUCAGGACUCCGAAGGAGAGGCUCCGACCCAGCAAGCGGAGACACGGAGGAGGCCUCUCAGUUAAGAAGACUGAACAUAAAGAAAGAUGAUGAGUUUUUCCACUUUGUCCUCCUCUGCUUUGCAAUUGGGGCCUUGCUGGUGUGUUAUCACUAUUACGCAGACUGGUUCAUGUCCCUCGGGGUUGGCCUGCUCACCUUCGCCUCCCUGGAGACUGUUGGCAUCUACUUCGGGCUGGUGUACCGGAUCCACAGCACCCUGCAGGGCUUCAUCCCCCUCUUCCAGAAGCUCAGGCUGAUCGGGUUCAGGAGGACUGACUGA
Molecule: messenger RNA, 708 nt
Organism: Pipistrellus nathusii (Nathusius's pipistrelle)
Lineage: Eukaryota; Metazoa; Chordata; Mammalia; Chiroptera; Vespertilionidae
Source: the annotation of a GenBank genome assembly